AUGUGCAAUUUUUUGAACCAGCUUCUUGCCCUGGUAGAAGAUUUGCCUCAGUUUGAUGAUGCAAAAAACAACAAAACCAAAACUGCACUUCUCAAGCAAAGUGCCACCAAUUAUGAAGCCAUGCUCAAAGCGAGAGAUUGUGAUUUGUCGAGUGACGAGCUUGAUAGUAUCAGUACAGCAAUUACUGACUGUGGUCAAGACUCAAACUCUGAUUUCGCCGAUGUCAUCGAAAGGCUCAAAAAGAAGAAAGAAGCAUUAGAAAAGUAA
This is a messenger RNA of Naegleria fowleri, 267 nucleotides long. RefSeq lists its product as uncharacterized. Gene Ontology annotation, biological process: proteasome localization; nuclear protein quality control by the ubiquitin-proteasome system. Lineage: Eukaryota; Heterolobosea; Eutetramitea; Acrasida; Naegleriidae. Gene Ontology annotation, cellular component: nucleus. The coding region runs from base 1 to 267 and encodes 88 amino acids. The record is from RefSeq and is a predicted model, not a curated record. The transcript has 2 exons.